UUACAUGAAAAGUGCCUCGCACAAUGGCCUACAGAGUGCAAAUUAGGNGCCUUAUCGUAUCAUAUCUUGCCUCCGAAUAAGAUCGUGCCUGUUGUCUUGGAGGAGAAAUCCCAAAAUCACCUCAACAGUACCACUGGUCAUCAUUUACAGGUAGUUGGUACUUCAAGCAAUACAAGGCCACUGCUGGUGUUGAUAAAUCCGAAGAGUGGUGGAAAGCAAGGCGAACGGAUAUAUAGGAAAUUUCAGUACUUGCUCAAUCCGCGACAAGUUUUUGAUCUCACCAAGGACGGACCUGAACCCGGACUGCAGCUAUUUUCAACAAUUGCUAAUGCGAAUGUAUUAGUGUGCGGUGGAGAUGGUACUGUAGGAUGGGUACUGGAUGCAAUGGGUCAGUUUUGA
This is a messenger RNA of Anisakis simplex (herring worm), 399 nucleotides long. The record is from the annotation of a GenBank genome assembly. NCBI's taxonomy places the organism in Eukaryota, Metazoa, Nematoda, Chromadorea, Rhabditida, Anisakidae.